AAAAUUUGAGACCAUUUCACAGAACUUUCAGAUACAACUACACAAGAAGUUAAGCCAUUUUCAGUCUUCAAAAACCCUCCAUGCCGACUCUAACUUUCUCUCUCUUCCAUGGCCAAAAUCGAAGAUAACACCAUCAUAUCAAAACCCAGAAGCAGAACCAGCAGCUGCUUUCUGGGUUGCUUUGGAUUUUCCGGGAAAGUCAAAGUUUCCGAGGAAAUUCCUCGGAAAAAGUCUCCUCGCUGGUUUUCAUGGCCACGGUUGAAGAAAUCCGACGCCAAAACUGUCCCUGUCGAUGCCGCCACUGCUCCUGCCGGCAAGAAAAUCACCUCCAAACACCAUGCUCCAGCGAAGAUUCCGGCAGACUCGCCGGAGCAAAGUGAGCAUGAAAAACUCCAAAAGACAAGGCAUGAAACUUCCCAGAACAUCAUCCUCGAAGAUAACAAAGAUUUGGAUCAUGUGAGUUCAACUAAAAAGAACACUUGUCAAAAACAAUUAUCCAUUGACCGAAAAAUUACCGUCUCAAAAAUCAGCAAUAGUCACCCCAGUUCACCAAAGAAGAAGUCAAAGCUCGAUCAUACUAUUACCGUGUUAUCUCCCUCCUCUUCCCCAAAGCAAAAGAACAAACAAGUGACAAAUGUGGGCGAAAAUUCUAAAAGCCAUGGGAAUAAAAUGUUGCCGGAAAGUGACACACUCAUCGGAAAAUUCAACCCGGUAAUUGGAUUGUCAAUUAUAAUGGUGACCCUAAUAAUAAUGUUUGUAUGGGGUAGGGUUUGUGCCAUUCUUUGUACUGCUGCAUUGUUUUAUGUCGUUCGUCGUUUCAAAAUUGUCGCUAAGUCUAGUGUUAGUACUCAAAAUGAAUCAAAUCAGAUAGAUUCGGAUUUGAAUUAUGAUGAGUACAAGAAGAAAGUGGUUCUAGAAGGCUUUCUUGAGAGAAAGCAUCGAAAUAUAAUAGGAAAUUUGUAGUGCCAAUAUAUACACUUCACGUAGAGAAUAAGAUAGAAAGGUCUUGUUUGUAUUUACGUAGGGAUAGGAAUGUCUUAUUUGUAUUUGAACAUAACUCGCACGGUACCAUAGAUUUAUAAAGACCAAAAUAUUUCAUUUAAGUUUCGUUUGGUUUGAGUUAUUUUAGUUUAGAAAUAAAAUUGACCUA
Molecule: messenger RNA, 1150 nt
Organism: Camellia sinensis
Lineage: Eukaryota; Viridiplantae; Streptophyta; Magnoliopsida; Ericales; Theaceae
Source: RefSeq, a predicted model, not a curated record